UCGAAGGCGGAGUUGCGCUCGCCGUCGCUUCCUUGCUUUUCUCCCACGCUCUCGUCCUCCUCGCACGAGAUAAUGCCGAGGGCGAACAACUGAGAAAUCAGAAUAGGAGAAGGAAAUUUGUCGCAUUCUGUCUCUGGAGAUAGCAAGGUUUUUCCCCUUUUUAGUUCUUUUCUCUGUUGGAGUCGUCCUCGGAUUAGGGUUUAGUUGAGGAUCGACGAGGAUGGAGGCGGCCGGUGAGGAGGAGCAAGACGGUCUUUCGGUUCACUCGCCCGGCCAGGCGCCGCCCUCCUCCGCCUCUUCGUUGCCCAAGGAGCAAUCGCAGGUUGAGUUGGAACUGAGGGUGUUGGAAGCAUUGGAAAUCUAUCCUCCAUGGAGACUGCAGGGCAUCCAUCGUCACUUUGUUCUUUAUGGACUGAUGGAAUAUCUAAGGAGAAGCUUUGACAGACACUUUUCAGCAGAGGAGGUCUUGCAGUUGCUGGAUCGCUUCUAUAAUCUAGAAUUGUUGAAACCAGACGAUGAGGAGGCAGAGAUUUUUAGAGAAGACGAUUUUUCCUUGCCACAGAGCUUUUUCAUCAAGGAUGAGCAGUAACUCGCACCAUUUAUAGAUGUGUUAUUCUUCUGAACUGUUAUUGCCAUUAGCAUUUUGUUUAUAUCACAGGAAAGAAAAACCACUAUGUUUAAUAACCAACUCGAUGCCGGAUUCAUUCUCCCUUAUCCCUUUUCAGCAAGAGCAGAAUGCUUUUGGAAUUUUGCAGGAAAUCAAUAACUAUUUUGACUUAGUGCGAAAAGUUAAACUUUAUGUUCUGAGAAAUCAUGCGAGAAUGAAUUUUCUCACUUUGAAUGUCACUGAAUGCCAGUCAGAUUAAAUACUGUUUAAUGUAUAUGAUUGCUGUAGCUGUUGAACUGUAACCAUACUUAAUAAUUCCAUGUUCUAAAGCAAAACGAGGUGAAGCACAGAUGACCUCAAUCCUAAUCUAUGUUGUUAAAUCUCAUUGAUUAAAUUUAAAAUUUGUGUUUGGGCUGGACUUCUGUCGUCAACUGUAUUUUGCCUGUCAUUACCUUUCAAAUUGUCCAGGGUUCAUUGGAAAAUAUAACUGGGUUAGCUGCUGUAUAUGUUGACCUAGCAAAGACCACAAUGGAUGCAGGAUGAACUCUCCUUUUCCUGAU
Messenger RNA from Musa acuminata subsp. malaccensis (wild Malaysian banana), 1167 nucleotides. RefSeq lists its product as uncharacterized. Gene Ontology annotation, cellular component: nucleus; NuA4 histone acetyltransferase complex. NCBI's taxonomy places the organism in Eukaryota, Viridiplantae, Streptophyta, Magnoliopsida, Zingiberales, Musaceae. Gene Ontology annotation, biological process: regulation of transcription by RNA polymerase II. The record is from RefSeq and is a predicted model, not a curated record.